Messenger RNA from Heteronotia binoei (common prickly gecko), 1723 nucleotides. RefSeq names its product spermatogenesis associated 6 (gene SPATA6). Gene Ontology annotation, biological process: spermatogenesis; motile cilium assembly. Gene Ontology annotation, molecular function: myosin light chain binding. Lineage: Eukaryota; Metazoa; Chordata; Lepidosauria; Squamata; Gekkonidae. The transcript is spliced from 13 exons. The record is from RefSeq and is a predicted model, not a curated record. The coding region runs from base 199 to 1644 and encodes 481 amino acids.
GAGGGUUUCGUCAGCCACGCCCCAUGCUCUCAGGGGCUCAGUUAGCGUUCCUCCUGCCAUGGCAACUGGGUUUGUCGAGCGUGGGCGGGUCUCAGCCGCCCGGCGCAUCCUGUGAGGAGCCAGUCUCUCCCCCCCUCCCUCUACUACAGCUCUAGUUUAUGCUUACCCGGCUGGCGGGCGGGAGAGACGGGCGCUCCGAUGUCCCCGCGCAAGGGGCUGUUGUGCAUUGUGGAGCUUCACAUCCGUACGAUCACAUGUCCAGGAAUUACCCUGAAACUCAAAGAUGACCUCUACAUCAGUGCUUUUGUGUUUGGACGAUAUAAAAAGACUUCACAUAUUCCUGCAGUAUUUCCUCUUACAUUUGAUGAAAAACUAGUGUUUGAAAAGAUAUACACAGAUGUAAUUGACCCUGGAGACCUUGUUGAACGAUUUGAAUUUGAUACAGUAGUGGUUGACUUAAUACAGACUACUCCUCCAGUGGGAGAAAUUUUAGCCACAUAUGAAGAAAAUUCAAGAGAUUUCCUUUUCCCUGACCCUAAAGUUACUCAUGGAGCACACAGUUCAAUUCGUGAAGUUUUGAUGAAAAGGACUUGUGGUUUUAUGGGAAUUGCUCCAAAAUUGAGGUUUUAUACAAAUUGUCUCAUUUCUGAAAGCCUGUUAAAUUCAGGAAAAAAUAAAAAACAGGAUAACUUGGAUUGGCAGCAACACUCCCCUCAAAAUGGAGCAUCUCAGACAAGGUCACCCCAAAAGAACACUCCUUCACCUGAGAGAAACAAAUAUUGCUUAGCAACCAAGAGUUAUGAGCAGCCCACUAUAGCCUCUCUCUCUCGAUCUCCAUCUCCAUAUACAAAAAGGCGCAUGUGUGAGCUUGUGCAAGUCAGACAACGCCUUGCCCAUCUAAACCUAGGCCCAUUUGAAUUCAGAAAAGAGUCAGACAGACCUCCAUUUGUAAUUCGGCGAAUAGAGGCUCUGACUCCCUCGCCUGAAGUUCACUUUUGGAGUCAUACGGAGAAUCUUAAAGAAGCUUGGUCUGAGACAUUCUAUGCUCCUACCCUUCUUGGCAGUUACAGACCCAAGAAUUCUAAAAUUAUCAGGGCACAUCGUGUGAAAGACUUCAGUGGUUUUUCUAACAAUGCUGAUGUCUCAUAUAUAGCUGAUAGGCAGUUCCAUUCAACUUGGCAUUCAGCUCCCCCAUCACUGCAAAAGUAUUCUUCAACUCCUGUUUUAAAUCGUUCAUCACUCAGAGACAGGUUUCAUUCUGGUUGGCUUACACCAAUUAACGGAGAAGAGAUCCAUAAGCGAGUGAAAAAUAUUUUAAGAACACAUAGUGCACGACAAAAGCUAACAUUUGAUGAGAGUUGUCUGUCAAAAGAAGAUUCUGCUAAGACAAGAGACUCCAGUAAGACAUUGAAUUCCAACCAGAAAGAUGUUUUCUGUAUAGGCACUUCAAACAGCAGUGAUCUUCAGAGUAGUUCAUCUAUACAGCAGAGCGUCAUGGUUCAUCUAGAUAACAGUGAAUAUUGGACCAGGAGAACUGCUGAAUACAAAAACAAACCCCACAGAGCAAUCUUUGAAGACAGUCUGGAGAAAAUCUAUCGUAACAUGUACAGAAAAGCUUCUGGCACUAUUUCAAAGAAUAAAUAAAUUCCUAAUAAUGGCACAGGUGAAAUUGAACAAUAUACAGAUCAUAUAUUUUUAAUAAAAAUGUUGUUUGUCUAACAAA